AUGAAAGUAUUAAAGUUUCCAUGGUUGACACAUAAGGAAGAAUCCCGACAUUAUGAGAUAUAUACAGUUGACGUGAGCCCUGAUGGGAAGAGUAUAGCGACAGGUGGUCUUGAUGGCAAGGUCAUUAUAUGGUCUGUUGAUUCUAUACGAAAAGUCAUUGAGGCCAUGCAAAAGGAUCCGAAGUUAACUUCUAACGAUAUUGACCCCGAAUGGAAAAGACCAUUGGCCAGUAUGAAUAGACAUACGGGUUCUGUCACAUGCGUAAAGUUCUCACCUGAUGGGAAAUACCUAGCAAGUGGAUCUGACGAUAGAAUAUUAUUAAUAUGGGCUUUAGAUGAAGAACAAUCAGGACAGCCAAUAUUUGGCUCAGAAUUCGAUAAGGAGCGCUGGACGGUCCGUAAGAGACUGGUGGCUCACGAGAAUGAUAUUCAGGAUAUAUGUUGGGCACCAGAUUCUAGUAUUCUAGUAUCAGUCGGUCUAGAUAGAUCUGUAGUUGUAUGGAGUGGAUCAACAUUUGAAAAAUUAAAAAAGUUAGAUGUUCAUCAGUCACAAGUUAAAGGUGUUGUAUUUGAUCCGGCUAAUAAAUAUUUUGCAACGGCAUCAGACGAUAGAACGUUGAAGAUAUUUAGAUACCACAAGACAGGUGAUGAUUCUUUUACAAUCGAGCACAUUGUGUACGAACCGUUUAGGGAAUCUCCAUUAACAACAUACUUUAGGAGGUUAUCAUGGUCACCAGAUGGCCAACAUAUUGCUGCACCCAAUGCCACGAACGGACCUGUUAGUUCAGUGGCGAUUAUAAAUAGAGGUAACUGGGAUACGAAUAUUGGUUUGAUAGGCCAUGAUGCACCAUCAGAAGUGGCCCAAUUUAGUCCGAGAUUAUAUGAGAGUAAUGACCAGAAGUCUAAUGGUAAAAAAAAUAUUAAUGGAAAUGCUGAUAAUAAUAAUAAUAGUAAUAAGAAAAGGGACAGCGAUGUGUUGGAGGAAAAUGUGGAGUCAAUAGUAGCAACUGCAGGUCAAGACAAGACUUUAGCAGUGUGGAGUACAAGUAAAAUGAGACCGAUAUUUGUAGCUUUUGAUAUUGCUAAUAAGUCUAUUACAGAUCUAGCAUGGAAUCCGACGGGUGAUAUGUUAUUCGUCUCUUCAUUAGACUCAUCACUUACUGUUAUAACAUUCGAAAAAGAUGAACUUGGAAAGGCUAUUCCGAUUGAAGACAACAUGAAACAUUUACAUAGAUAUGGUGUGGAUAAGGAUUCAUUAGAUUUUCCAGAAUCAGUCAAACAAUUGAAAUUGGAAAAUACAGCACUGACUUUAAAAAAGAAAAGAUUACAAGAACUAGAUACCAGAUUUUCUGGACCUCAAUUAUCUACUCCAUCAAAACCUAAAAAAAAGGAAACUACAAUAGGGAAAUCUGUCUCAACCUCAAUGGAACCUAAAAGGCUAUCCAUUGAUCCAACCAAGAGGGAAGGUUCAGUAAAUAUUCUUAUUCCCAAAAGGAAACAGGAUACAAAAUUAAAUACCACGGUUAUUAAAAAUGGGAAAAAACGUGUAAUGCCUACUCUCAUAUCAAGUUCAGGCAGUACCUCGACAUCCUCUAGUUCAAACAAUAAUUUGGUAAAUACAACCCAAAGUUCAAGGAAAUCAAUAUCAUCACUAUCUAUUACGGGUAGUAAACCUUUGAAUUCAAACAACAAGAAUAAUUCAGAUUUAUUACCUUCGGCGUUAAUGAAGAAAAUUGGAACUUCCUCAGUUGCUAUACCUAGACUUGGUCUACAUACUUUAGUAAUGGGUGUUCGUGAGAGAUCACGGAAUAGAUUUGUUGCCGGAGAUGGUGAUAAUGAAAAUAAUGGUUCUGACAAAGAGGAUACUAAUAUGGAUAAUACAAAGUAUGAUGAUACAGCGACCGAAAAUAAUGCUACAGAAUUCUUAAUGACACUAAAUGCAAAACUAACACCUGACAAAGUAUGGAGUGAUGAACCAUCUACUAGAUAUAUUGAAUCAUCAAGUAUUGUACCAGAUACAGACACAGUACUCCGAGAAUGUGGUGACAUGUCCGAAUUCCAUACAUUAGAAAUCCAUAACGGUGUAGAGAGAUCAAUUCAGUUCGAUACUGAGGCACUCUUGGAGAAUCCAACAAGAGUUCUUGGUUACUCGAAGGGUCAACGUACUAUAGAGAUGUUUAUCCCAGAAGUUAUUCUAUGUGCCCUAGGAAUACCAAAAUGUAAAUGUUGGUGUCUUGCUACGGCGAAUGGGUCACUCAUUAUUAUCUCAUGUAGUGGCCAAUUGAAAACUCCAAAGAUACAAAUGGGUCACAAAAUUGUAAAACUUACAAGUCAGGACAAUUAUCUAAUUGCCUUCACAGAAAGAGGUCUAUUCUUCGUGUGGGACCUAAAAAAUAUGAAAACGGUCUAUCGAAACAUUCCUGUUUUACCAAUUCUUAACAACAAACCUAUCCAAGGUCAUCGUGUGCGUGUCAACACCUGUGUUAGGAGUUGUACAAUUGACCCAACAGAUCAGUCAUUAGUGGUAGAAAUGGCUUCGCCUGAUGACACCUAUUCCUAUAGGUGGACGAAGUCACUUGGAUGUUGGAGUGAAGAUAUACCAACAACCUCUAAGGAGACCAAAUCAGUGUAA
Messenger RNA from Maudiozyma saulgeensis, 2631 nucleotides. The record is from the annotation of a GenBank genome assembly. Lineage: Eukaryota; Fungi; Ascomycota; Saccharomycetes; Saccharomycetales; Saccharomycetaceae.